UAUAGAAAUUAGAAAGCGUGAGGAGGAUUUUGCUGGUUUUAUACGCGCCGAAUGUGUGAGAGAGAAGGGAGAGCUGGAUACAGCUAAAUGGCUAUGGUUAGAAAGUUGCCAUCUUUCCCCUUCCUACCCCACCUUCUCCAAAUGUUUAAACCCUAGUUAUCCCAAAACAACCUCCUAAUAACCCAUUAAACCCCCCCUCUCAUACACUCUCUAAUCCAAAGAGAACACCACCCUUUUUCCUCAUUCUCUUCCUCACUAAAACAUCACACUUUUUUUCAUUUCACCAAACAAAACAGUAACACCACACAGCCAUGACAGACAGGGUGUACCCAUCGGCCAAGCCCGCCGCGGUUAACGGCGCCGCCGCCAACCCAUCUUUUCCGGCGACUAAGGCUCAACUUUACGGCGCCACACGCCCCACCUACCGCCCUCAGCCCCACCACCGGCGCCGGAGCAAGCGCCGGUGCUGCUGCACCUUCUUCUUCUGGCUGAUCCUCACCGUUCUGAUCCUCCUCCUCCUGAUCGGCGUCGGCGGCACGGUGUUCUACCUCCUCUACCGCCCCCACCACCCCACCUUCACCGUGACGUCGCUGAAACUCUCUUACCUGAACCUCACCUCCUCCUCCAACACCCUUAACUCCCGCUUCGACAUCACCGUCUCCGCCACGAACCCCAACAAGAAGAUCCUCUUCGCCUACGACCCCACCUCCAUCACCAUCCUCUCCGCCGACAUCGACCUCGGCGACGGCACCGUCCCCGGCUUCCAGCACCCGAAGAAGAACACCACGCUGAUCAAAGGCUCCAUCCUCAGCUCCGGCCAGGCGCUCCAAAGCGACGAAGCCUCACGCUUGAAGUCCAGCAUGAAGAGCAAGAACGGGUUGCCACUCAAAGUGAAUUUGGAAACCAAAGUGAAGGCCAAGAUGGGAAAUUUGAAAACCCCAAAAGUCGGAAUCAGAGUCUCCUGCGACGGAAUCAGAGUCAGUCUUCCCUCCGGUAAGAAACCGGCGACGGCGUCCACUUCUAACGCCAAAUGUGACGUCGAUGUUCGGUUCAAGAUCUGGAAGUGGACCGUUUGAUCCAUGUAAUAAUGUACACCACCAUACAACAACAGCACAGAGGUGUGUACUGUGUUAAUGGUCUUAUUAAUUUGUUUUCUUCUUCUUGCCUUUGGUUUUUGUUUUUACCUUUUCCUUUUAGCUUCUUUUUAUUUUGGUAUUUGUCCAUAUUCAUAAUUAAUUACUUGAAUUGAAUGCGUGUAAAUGGCAACGAGGGUUGCCGGGGGAUUCAGUCGGUGACAGUUGUUAGCAUUUUCAAUGUAUACUAGUCUAUUUUUUUCUACAUAGUUUUGUAUUUUUCUAUUA
This is a messenger RNA of Glycine soja, 1361 nucleotides long. RefSeq names its product NDR1/HIN1-like protein 13. NCBI's taxonomy places the organism in Eukaryota, Viridiplantae, Streptophyta, Magnoliopsida, Fabales, Fabaceae. Bases 312 to 1076 code for a protein of 254 amino acids. Gene Ontology annotation, cellular component: plasma membrane. The record is from RefSeq and is a predicted model, not a curated record. The transcript has a single exon.